Molecule: messenger RNA, 786 nt
Organism: Belonocnema kinseyi
Lineage: Eukaryota; Metazoa; Arthropoda; Insecta; Hymenoptera; Cynipidae
Product: serine protease inhibitor dipetalogastin-like
Exons: 3
Coding region: 102-371 (89 amino acids)
Molecular function (GO): protein binding
Source: RefSeq, a predicted model, not a curated record
CUCAUCUUAGUUCGAACAAAGAAUUUGACAAGUGUUAUAAUCCUGAGGUGGUUCAGAAUUGAACUCUUUUCUCAAAGUUUGUCAGGACUCCAAUAGGAAAUAUGCGUUUUACACUUGUGUUUCUGGUUCUGGCCCUCGCGGUCAUGGUGACUAAAGCGUUGUGCCCAUGUCCAAAAAUUUACAAUCCACUCUGUGCCAGCAAUGGAAGAACUUAUAUCAACCCGUGCUUAUUUGAAUGUGUGGUAAUGGAAGCAAAGAGACAAGGAGAUGAGAAUGCAGAAAAUGAGUUAUUCGUCAUUCAUACUGGUCGGUGUUCUGAUGAUCCAGGAGAAUAUCAAAAGGAAGAUAAUUUUUUGAACCUUUAUAAAUGAUUCUCAAACAUCACAUAAUAUUUCAUUAGACUUUAACACAAAACAUAGUAAAUCACCGACUCUUAUUUCAGUCCGCAACAGUAUACAAAUUGGCAGUGUCUAUGUAUACAACAAAAUUAGGCUAUUUGGACCGAAAUUUCGUUACAAAUAGUCCAUUUUCCAGGUCCCGCUGUUCGUACCAAAAAAAUAUGGCUAUUUUAGCGAAAUUUCAGUACACGUUGUAACAGCUACACAAUUUUUGAACCAAUCGACAACUAGCUACGUUCAUAGAUGAAAUAUUUUGGAUGAUUUGAGAUUAAAAUAAUAACCUGUAAUUUUCCGUACUUAAACCAUUUUUACUGAUACCUAUUUUUUGUACUGAAUGAGACAAGAUUGUGAAGACUUUCCUGCAGUAGAUAAUAAAGAAUAUGUGCAU